Messenger RNA from Galeopterus variegatus (Sunda flying lemur), 1589 nucleotides. Its product is annotated as diacylglycerol kinase alpha-like. The annotation marks the transcript as partial. The transcript is spliced from 17 exons. Gene Ontology annotation, biological process: lipid phosphorylation; diacylglycerol metabolic process; intracellular signal transduction. Gene Ontology annotation, cellular component: plasma membrane. Gene Ontology annotation, molecular function: ATP-dependent diacylglycerol kinase activity; calcium ion binding. Lineage: Eukaryota; Metazoa; Chordata; Mammalia; Dermoptera; Cynocephalidae. The record is from RefSeq and is a predicted model, not a curated record.
UCUGCCUGGCCCGUCCCCUCCAGCCCAGCCCGGGUUCCAGGUCCAGUGCCGGCGCUUCAGCUCCGACCGCGCGCCCUACCCCGGCAAGGUCUACCCUCUGCAGAGAUCCAAGCACCGGAAGUAUUACUACGACGCUCUCUUUGUGGCCAUCCUUAAGAAAAACAGAAAGAUGGCCAAGGAGAGGGGCCUAAUAAGCCCCAGUGAUUUUGCCCAGUUGCAAAAAUACAUGGAAUACUCUACCAAAAAAGUCAGUGAUGUCCUAAAGCUCUUCGAGGAUGGUGAGAUGGCUAAAUAUCUCCAAGGAGAUGCUGUCGGGUAUGAAGGAUUCCAGCAAUUCCUGAAAAUCUAUCUGGAAGUGGAUAAUAUUCCCAGUCACCUAAGCCGGGCACUGUUUCAAUCCUUCCAGACUGAUCAUUCAGAUGAGACUGUGAGAAAAGAUGUGGUGUGUCUUAGUGAUGUCUCCUGCUACUUUUCCCUUCUGGAGGGUGGCCGACCAGAAGACAAGCUAGAAUUCACCUUCAAGCUGUACGACACGGACAGAAAUGGGAUCCUCGACAGCUCAGAAGUGGACAAAAUCAUCCUACAAAUGAUGCGAGUGGCUGAAUACAUGGAUUGGGAUGUAUCUGAGCUGAAGCCGAUUCUUCAGGAGAUGAUGAAAGAAAUUGACUAUGAUGGCAGCGGCUCUGUCUCCCUAGCUGAGUGGGUCCGGGCUGGGGCCACCACCGUACCACUGCUAGUGCUGUUGGGCCUGGAAAUGACUCUGAAGGAUGAUGGGCAGCACAUGUGGAGACCCAAGAGGUUCCCCAGACCAGUCUACUGCAACCUGUGCGAGUCAAGCAUUGGUCUUGGCAAACAGGGGCUAAGCUGUAACCUCUGUAAGUACACUGUUCACGACCAGUGUGCCAUGAAGGCCAUGCCUUGUGAAGUCAGCACCUAUGCCAAGUCUCGGAAGGACAUUGGUGUUCAAUCACAUGUGUGGGUUCGAGGAGGCUGUGAGUCCGGCCGCUGCGAUCGCUGUCAGAAAAAAAUCCGGACCUACCACAGCCUAACCGGGUUGCAUUGUGUAUGGUGCCACCUAGAGAUCCACGAUGACUGCUUGAAAGCCAUGGGCCAUGAGUGCGACUGUGGGCUGCUCCGUGAUCACAUCCUGCCUCCGUCUUCAAUCUAUCCCAGCGUCCUGGCCUCUGGACAGGAUCGUAAAACUAGCAAAUCAAAUCAGAAGACCAUGGAUGAUUUAAAUUUGAGCACCUCUGAGGCUCUGCGGAUUGACCCUGUUCCUAACACCCACCCACUUCUAGUCUUCGUCAAUCCUAAGAGUGGCGGGAAGCAGGGGCAGAGGGUGCUUUGGAAAUUCCAGUAUAUACUAAACCCUCGACAAGUGUUUAACCUCCAAAAGGAUGCUCCUGAGCCAGGGCUCAAAUUCUUCAAAGAUGUUCCUGAUAGUCGGAUUUUGGUGUGUGGUGGAGAUGGCACAGUAGGCUGGAUUCUAGAGGCAAUUGACAAAGCCAGCUUGCCUUUUGUGCCUCCUGUUGCUGUGUUGCCCCUGGGCACUGGAAAUGAUCUGGCUCGUUGCCUAAGAUGGGGAGGAG